GUAGGGCCUCUCUUGAGCCAUGGGGAUGGAAGUACAUUGUGCGUGUGCGGAUGCGUGACAUUAUUCCGAGGAUGUGCCUUGUGUGUGUCAGCACUAACUCGCCUGUUAAACCUGUCGCAAUAAAUCCCAUUAAGUUUUGAUGAUAAUCUACAAGCCUUUCCUAAUUUUAGACAUCUUAGACAUGAGCUUACCAUCCUUUUAGAAAGGAAAGUUCAUGAUCUCAACGUGUGCCUCGCUAAAGUCUUAUCGGUGGAUCUGUUUUGUGCUUCAGAGCACCACAGGUGUCCCUUCGCCUCAGAAAUAGACAUUUUCCUCAAAUUUACUUUGAGCUCUGAUGUUCCUGUCUUAAUCUCACUCUGAUUGAGUUUAAUGGAGAGAGCGGUGAGUGAAGUGUGCCUGAUAUGGGAUGCCCCCUUUAGCUUCUGCCUCUCGGGGGGGAUUAUGUCGUCACGCUGGGCCCCGAGGCCAUUAUAAAUGCCCCCUAUGGCCCCUUUGUGGUCCGUCAGACCAGCUCUACUUGGUGUGGGCAGGAUAUGCUCCGUAACCUCUUCUGUGUCGCUCAACUAGAAUUAGCCCUGUAGAUUUAGCCUUUAGCAUCGAUGUUCAGGUCUCUCUGACAAAACCCUCCAAAUUUUCUUCGCGUACACACACAACCACACACACCUCAUGUUUCUUUAGCAGUCUGGGUGUUGUGCAGGCGAAGAGAAACAACACUGGCAGAGACGACCUGCGUGCGGCUACAUGUGUGACCGUUUACUCGCGGCUUCCCACACAGCCUUAGCUAACGGCUAGAUCUAUUAGGUGGACUUUCAUCACUAUUUUUGCCAUCAUUUCCCUUUUUUAUUUAUUGAUUUUGCGGCAGCUUCAGCUCAACUAGCUAAAGUCACACAGGAUUUAACUUUUUGUUUACUUGUUAACAAGGACGAUUGAUUUUUUCAAAGACACUUCUUUAGCCAUUUUUGCUAAUUCAAAAAAAGCUUCGGUUUUCGUUGUAGUUGGAUCUCAUUAGUCAUGAUGUGGGAGUUCCGCUCUAUGAUGUUCUGGCGGGCGGUGUUUGCUGAGUUUUUCGGCACCAUGUUCUUCGUGUUCUUCGGGAUGGGUGCAGCGCUGCGCUGGACCUCCGGGCCGUACCAUGUCUUUCACACUGCCCUCUGCUUCGGUUUUGCUGCUGCCACUCUAAUCCAAUCCAUCGGCCACAUCAGCGGAGGACACAUCAAUCCGGCCGUCACCUUCGCCUACUUAGUCGGCUCUCAGAUGUCCCUGUUCAGAGCUUUCUUCUACAUGUGUGCCCAGUGCCUGGGUGCCAUGGCAGGAGCCGCGGCCCUCUAUGGAGUUACACCCAACAACAUGAGAGGAACACUGGCACUUAACACGUUGCAGCCCGGCAUAAGUCUGGGAAUGGCGACCACAGUGGAGGUGUUUCUCACCAUGCAGUUGGUGGUCUGCGUCUUCGCCGUCACAGAUGAGAGACGAAAUGGGCGCCUGGGUUCUGCUGCUCUGUCCAUUGGCUUUUCUAUUACCAUGGGCCACCUGAUGGGGAUGUACUACACUGGCGCUGGUAUGAACCCAGCCAGGUCUUUCGCUCCUGCUGUUCUCAUGAGGAAUUUCAUCAACCACUGGGUGUACUGGGUGGGGCCCAUGAUUGGAGGCGCUAUGGGCGCCAUCCUGUAUGAUUUCAUGCUGUUUCCCCGUAUGCGGGGUUUCUCCGAGCGGCUAGCCACUCUCAAGGGCAGCCGACCCCCAGAGGCCGAAAACCAGCAGGACACCCGUGGGGAGCCCAUCGAGCUGAAGACUCAAACCCUAUAAACCUGCUAAGAACCUGUGGACCGAUCUGGCUCUACCUCACUGGACCAUCUCACCGCCCCAAGCAACAGCCAAUACACUUCAGUUAAAACAUACGUCAUGACAUCAAAAAGAAAAAGUAAUAGAAACCCACACAGAGGGUCGCAUAUCUACACUAAAAUCAUUAAGGUGGCUGAAAAAAGUACAGUACUCUGGCUAAUACUAUAGGUUUGUUGCUAAUAUCAGUGCAGGGCAGAGGGCGGUGCUGAGGCAGGGGUUCAGGUGGAUGUGGGCGGGGCUUAUGGUGUGGGAGGGGUUAGAGCAGUUUAUUUAGGCAUGCUUUUCACUUUUCAUCUGACUUCACUUUCACAAUUCAUUUUCAAUUUUGUUUUCUACAACACCAAGAAUUUGGAUGUAUGCAACUUAACCAGGGUUUCACAUUUUUUUUCCAGAAGAUUUUUAUUUUUAAUUUCCGUGAGAGUUCAUGUGGGUGUGCAAGUGAAUGCAACCGUGUGGGUCUUUGUGUGUGUGUGUGUGUGUGUGUGCGUGUGUGUGUGUGUGUGUGUGAGUGAGACAGAACAUGCACAGGUGUGUAGGCUACAUGUGUUUAGCUUGUGCAUGACCAAGUGUUUGUGUGUCUGUCACCUGAGCAUUUAUUUUGGGUUUUUAUCAUUACAGCUCGCUCGUGUUUGUACCAUGCUUAUGUUUAUUUCUUAUUUUUACGGGACUCUAUGACACCCCAAACUGUAUUGUUUGCAAUGAUAUUCCAUUCCUUUUAACUUUCACACAAACCACCCGUGGACUGAGCUGUUUUAAAGACACCGGUCCUUGCCACCAGUCUUUGCAAUUACUUCUCAAGUUUACAGUGUCUGUGUUGCCUUUCAUUAAAUCUUGUUUGAGGAUAACAUCCAUGACUGGGUAAAAAAAGCAAUAUGAAUCAUAUUUGAAUGCAAAUAAAUACAUGAAAAAGAAAA
This is a messenger RNA of Megalobrama amblycephala (Wuchang bream), 2756 nucleotides long. It is a transcript of the gene mipb, whose product is annotated as major intrinsic protein of lens fiber b. The transcript is spliced from 4 exons. NCBI's taxonomy places the organism in Eukaryota, Metazoa, Chordata, Actinopteri, Cypriniformes, Xenocyprididae. Gene Ontology annotation, biological process: transmembrane transport. Gene Ontology annotation, cellular component: plasma membrane. Gene Ontology annotation, molecular function: channel activity. The record is from RefSeq and is a predicted model, not a curated record. The coding region runs from base 1012 to 1806 and encodes 264 amino acids.